AUGACCCUGGAAUCCAUCAUGGCGUGUUGCCUCAGCGAGGAGGCGAAAGAAGCCCGGCGGAUCAACGACGAGAUCGAGAGGCAGCUCCGCCGGGACAAGAGAGACGCGCGGCGGGAGCUUAAACUGUUGCUGCUCGGCACAGGCGAAAGCGGUAAAAGCACGUUCAUCAAGCAGAUGAGGAUCAUCCAUGGCGCUGGCUACACGGACGAGGACAAGCGAGGCUUCACCAAGCUGGUGUACCAGAACAUCUUCACCGCCAUGCAGUCCAUGAUCAGGGCCAUGGAGACACUCAAGAUCCCCUACAAAUACGAGCACAAUAAGGCAAACGCCAAUGUGGUUCGAGAAGUGGACGUGGAGAAGGUCAGCAUGUUUGAGAAUCCUUACGUAGAUGCCAUCAAGAGCUUGUGGAACGACCCGGGCAUACAGGAGUGUUACGACCGCAGGAGGGAAUACCAGCUGUCUGACUCCACCAAAUAUUACCUGAACGCUUUGGACAGGAUCGCCGACUGUUCCUACUUGCCCACUCAGCAGGAUGUGCUGAGGGUCCGAGUCCCCACCACGGGCAUCAUCGAGUACCCCUUUGACCUGCAGAGCGUCAUCUUCAGGAUGGUUGACGUGGGUGGUCAGCGUUCCGAGAGGAGGAAGUGGAUCCACUGCUUCGAGAACGUUACGUCCAUCAUGUUCCUGGUGGCGCUCAGCGAGUACGACCAAGUUCUUGUAGAGUCGGAUAAUGAGAACCGCAUGGAGGAGAGCAAAGCGUUGUUCAGGACAAUCAUCACGUACCCGUGGUUCCAGAACUCCUCUGUCAUCCUCUUCCUCAACAAGAAGGAUCUCCUAGAGGAGAAAAUCAUGUACUCUCAUCUGGUGGACUACUUCCCGGAAUACGACGGUCCCCAGAGGGACCCCCAGGCGGGCCGCGAGUUCAUCCUCAAAAUGUUCGUGGACCUCAACCCCGACAGCGACAAAAUCAUCUACUCGCACUUCACCUGCGCCACCGACACUGAGAACAUCCGCUUCGUCUUUGCCGCCGUCAAGGACACCAUCUUGCAACUCAACCUCAAGGAGUACAACUUGGUCUAA
Nerophis lumbriciformis (worm pipefish) is the source of this 1080-nucleotide messenger RNA. Lineage: Eukaryota; Metazoa; Chordata; Actinopteri; Syngnathiformes; Syngnathidae. The record is from RefSeq and is a predicted model, not a curated record.